UUUAAAGAACGGAGUUCGCGAAAUGGAUCUUUGUUCUAGGUGGUAUUAUCAAGAUCGUAACAUUGGAAUAGUAACAUCAAAAGAAACCGAAACAUCAAAUAGAGAGAUCCCCCACAAGGUCCGCCUCCUGCUGUUCCCUGAGUAAGAGAAAAAGAGAGCGAAGCCGUACCCGCUGAGAGAUCCCGAAAUGGUAAAAUGAAAGUGGCAGAGAUCCUUACUUACUGCUCUAAAAAUAACAAGGACCAGAGGUCCACCUAAAAAGGUUAGAAACCACUAAGAAAGAGCGGGCUGGGGAACAAGACACCCGCGAGACCCAAUUAUAAUAUAAAUGUGACUACAGAGACGCGCUCUUGUUAUAGGACCCUUAGGGCUCUCCCUGACAUGAGAACAUCUUGGUAAUUAUAAAAAACUCCCAGCAGGAAGGAAAGGUUAGCGCAGGAACAGCGCUUUUUUACAAAGGCGUAUGCCACUAAAAAGAAAAGAAAUCCAGAAAUAAGGAUAUCAAUCACUUAAUAAGCCUACUGGCAACACACCUAACAAGCCUAGAGGCACUACAAAGCAACAAGCUAACCAUAGCACAAAUAAAGGAUGGCCGCCCCACGUGGGAUCUUCUGGCAUCGUUAUGCCGACCCGCAGUUUGGCCCAAUCGAAGCACUUACGCAACAGAGCAUGCUGGACAUGAUAUCUAUUAUCAAAGGAAAUGAAGACCUUGUCCUGGGAUUUGCGAACUACGGCGUCACGAGCCAGGAGCUUACCAACUAUGUAACCACCAUCCCACAAGUUGAUAUUCAAGGUGGAGCUGCUGUGCCGAUGGACCAAACGCUGCGUGAAUGGGUCACUGCGUACAUUGCCACCCACGCAGUAUGGGAAACCUUUGGUAACAUCCCGUGGCAGGACGCGUGGAGCACGAACGAGUUGGGCCAAAUUUGUGGCGCGCUUGGGGUGCCCGCCUACGGGACGAAGGGCCAGAAGUAUGCCAGAAUUCUCACCCAUGCGGCAAACAAUCCACCAGCCGUCCCGCCAGUAUUUACUGCGAACGCCGGCCUGUACUCGUGCGGAAAUGACCAGUUCAUUUGGCCGGGACAACUACUUCCGGGGCCAGUAGGACAGAUGCCAGUACCAGUGGGCCCGGCGCAACCACCUCCUAUGCUGCCCCCGCCACUGCCGCCGGUAGUGGUGCAACAGCCAGCGCUCACACAACAGCAGUUGAUGGACAUGUUGAAGAACCUGUUCGGACAAGGCUCUACCGCCAUGAACGCGCCGCCGGUGGUUAACGGUAUUGCGGCCGACCCGGCAACUGUACACAACCGACCGACCCAGAAUUUAUUUGGUAUAUUGGGUAUGGAUGGCUUUAUGGACCAUGAUCAGCCGGGACCUAUUCAGCCAAACCAGUGGUACAGCGCGAGGAACCCAAACGGGAACCACCCACCGGGACACCCGAAUGAAGCAUACGAAACGGUUUACGGCCUGUACUCGGACCCUCAGACGCCGGCUCAAGUAGCCCUUCUUGGGCAAGCCGCACCACCGCACACGGAGCACAACUACAUCAUCACCUGGAUGGCGCGAGGAGGUGCUGUCCAGAUGUAUGCUAACAUGAUGCGCGAUACGGACUGGC
This is a messenger RNA of Amoebophrya sp. A25, 1615 nucleotides long. Lineage: Eukaryota; Dinophyceae; Syndiniales; Amoebophryaceae. The record is from the annotation of a GenBank genome assembly.